Messenger RNA from Racocetra fulgida, 874 nucleotides. The record is from the annotation of a GenBank genome assembly. NCBI's taxonomy places the organism in Eukaryota, Fungi, Glomeromycota, Glomeromycetes, Diversisporales, Gigasporaceae.
AACAGUUAGAACAAUAUUACUGCAUUGUCCUCAACUUGAAACAUUAAAUUUGUCAUUAUGCAAGGUAACAACUCAAGCGUUCGAUCUAGGAGAUGAACAAUGUAAAGCGUUAAAAGUUAGAGAUCUUGACUUGAAUGGCUGUCGAAGCAUUGACAAAGCAGUGGUUUCAUUUAUUAUCAUUCUAUUUCCAAAUAUCACUCACUUAAAUAUACAUGGAAUUUCUGGAAUAACAACGCAUACUCUGGUCAAUUUGGCCUAUCUUUCGAAUUUGGAAUGUAUUAGCAUGUUUGGAAAUAUGCAUGAGGAUGGAUUGGGUAUCGAAGAUGCAUUCUUAAAAUUCUCAGAGUCUUGUCCACUGCUUCGACAAUUUGUUUUGGAAGAGUGUCCAGAUUUGACCGACAAUUGCGUUCGGUAUUUAGUGAUAUCUUGUGUUAAUUUGGAAGAACUUACCUUGAAUGGAAGUUACAAAUUAACCGAUGAAGCGAUACAAUAUAUCGGAAAUCAUUGUAGUCAACUGAAAGUUCUCAGAAUAGGAAAAUCACCAGGCAUUACUGAUGCAGGUAUUAGUGUGAUGAUGGAUUUUGGAUGUGGAUCUCUAUUGGAAAUUAUUGAAUUGAAACAAAAUAAUAUAACCGACAAUUCGUUGAGGAAAUUGGCAGAUUGUUGUGAUAAACUUAAGAUGAUUAACGUUAAUUUGUGUCCCAAUAUAACCGGAAGUGGUAUAGCAUACUUGGUUAAGAAAUGUGGGAAAUCGAUGCAACAUCUGUCCAUGGUGGAUUGCCCUAGUGUUGCGCCUGAUGCGGCCGAUCUUGCUAGGAGAGUGCUUGGACAGUAUGGUGGAACGGUCAAUUACUUAUUUCGUGCUUUACGUUAA